GUUGCGGGCCGCCUUCACGAACAGCGAUCCGAAAGUUAUUGGGGGCUACUUUAUGGAAGCAGUGGAGCGCUGUGGGGGCUGCUCAAGGCUCGUACGAACCGACUUGGGCACAGAGAAUGUGGUGGUUCGAGACAUUCAGCGGUAUCUACGGAGAGAUGAUGUAGAUGACAGAGCAGCGGAGAGAAGUUACAUCACAGGGCCAAGUACCGCAAACCAGAGAAUUGAGAGCUGGUGGGGAGUGAUGAGAAAAGAAGGAAUCGAACAAUGGAUCACGCUUCUAGGAGAACUGAAGGAUGAGGGUUUUUUCUCUGGGGAUGUUCUGGACAAAGCUUUAAUACAGUACUACUUCAUGCCAGUCAUUCAGGAUGUAUUAAAUGAUAUACGGGAUGUUUGGAAUGCUCACCGUAUACGGCCCUCCAAGAACACCAACGUGCCCAGUGGGAUACCUGAUGUCAUGUACAUGGCCCCUCACCUUUGGGGGACAGAAGACUUUCUUGUUCCACUUACUGAAGAUUUGACCACAUGUAAAGACAGCUGCACAUUUUUAAGUUCAGUCCCAUGUGAUGCGGACGUGUUUGAUUUGUGCACAAUAACAAUGGAGGAAGCAGGCUUGGAGUACCCAUCUACCAUGUCCCAGUCACUUGAUUUAUAUAUUCAGCUGAGGGACUUGGUUCGUCCACAGUUAUUUGAGCUGGAAGUUUAG
Molecule: messenger RNA, 703 nt
Organism: Hypomesus transpacificus
Lineage: Eukaryota; Metazoa; Chordata; Actinopteri; Osmeriformes; Osmeridae
Exons: 2
Coding region: 53-703 (216 amino acids)
Source: RefSeq, a predicted model, not a curated record